AUGGGGAGUGUGUUCCUGCCAGCGGACGCGGCCCACUCGGUGCUGCGGCGGCUGCCCAGGGCUAACUUCCUGCUGGAGGAGAUGAAGCAGGGCAACAUACAGAGGGAGUGCCGCGAGGAGAUCUGUACCUAUGAGGAGGCCCGCGAGGCCUUCGAAAAUGAUGAGAAGACGAGGCGCUUCUGGGAGGAAUACGUGCGUGAGAGCAGCCCUUCGGGAGGUCUGGAGUCGGUGGUCGGCGGCGUGCACUCCCUCUACCUGAUCGUGCCACUGCUGACGGUGGUCUUCAUCGUGGUGGCUGUGGCCGUAGUGGUGUUUUGCUGCCACUCCCGAAAGCGCUCGCAGCGCAGUCCCGGCCUAGCUCACUCCCACCACGACCACGUCUUAUCGGUGGUCUCCAUGGACCACUGGGGAAGGGAUUAUCACCACGGUGACCGCUCAGAACUCAGCCUCCACAGCAGCCCUACCGGCUACCCGGGCUCUGAGGCGGCUUCGGGUCGGGUGAGCGUAGCCGACCGGCCGCCGUCGUACGAGGAGGCGGUCGGCCACGCCGACAUCCGUGUGGAAACGGAGCCCCCGCCGCAGUACGAGGACAUUAUGAAUGCCGCGAACCACGCCAAGUAA
Nerophis lumbriciformis (worm pipefish) is the source of this 621-nucleotide messenger RNA. The record is from RefSeq and is a predicted model, not a curated record. Lineage: Eukaryota; Metazoa; Chordata; Actinopteri; Syngnathiformes; Syngnathidae.